AUAUGCGUACACACACCAAAGAGAAGCCAUUCCAGUGUACAGUCUGCACCAAAAGGUUCUCUGUUUCUAGUAAUUUGACAUGUCAUAUGCGUACCCACACCAAAGAGAAGCCAUUUCAGUGUACAGUCUGCAACAAAAGGUUCUCUGAGUCUGGUCAUUUAACUGUUCAUAUGCGUACCCACACCAAAGAGAAGCCAUUUCAGUGUACAGUUUGCACCAAAAGGUUCUCUGUGUCUGGUUCCUUGACUAAGCAUAUGCAUACACACACCAAAGAGAAGCCUUUCCAGUGUACAGUCUGCACCAAAAGGUUCUCUGAGUCUGGUCAUUUAACUGUUCAUAUGCGUACCCACACCAAAGAGAAGCCUUUUCAGUGUACAGUCUGCACCAAAAGGUUCUCUGUUUCUAGUAGUUUGACAGUUCACAUGCGUACUCACACCAAAGAGAGACCAUUCCAGUGAACAGUAUGUAGAAAAAGUUCUCUCAGUGUGGAAAAAUGAAUCAACAUAAUAUGCGUUGUCACACAUCAGUUUAGAAUGUCUGAGUUUCUUCUCUAUUGGUGUGUUGUCUGUGUAAUAUCUCUCCAAUAUUGUUUAAAAAAAAAACAACUAAUUAUUCGGUAGAUUUGCAUUGCAAAAUAAGUUGACUGGAUGUUCCAUCCACAAUAAUUAUGAAUUAAUUUUUCAAAUAUCAAUAUGGUGUGUAUAACAUAAGUUGUGACUUAUGUUGCCAAAUUGUGCAAAAUUUCAAUCUUUUCAUGCGAGUCCAUAUGACAGGAUCUAUUCAAUUGGACAACACUGUCGAUGCUGAGUUGUCAAUAUGAAUAUAUCCAGUUAUAUGGGUUUGCAUGAACAAAUUGAUAUUCUGCACAAUUUGGAAACAUGGAUAUUUUCUCCAAGCCUCAACUAAUUUUAUAGAAACUCUUGUAUCAUGUUAUAUUGUUCUUAGCUACAUAAUAGUGUAUUCAUAGAUAUGUAAGCGUCCAUUGUAAAAAUUGUAAAAUAAAUAAAUAAGGCGGCUCCAACAUUUGAGGUUUAAGCAACAAUCAAUAUAAAUAAAUAAAAAAAACAUGAGACAUUAGUGCAAUAUUUUCACAUUUGGAUCGUUCACCAGAACGUUCUUCAACAUUGUAGAAAUAUACUUAAUCUACAAAAUACUCUAUCUCAAUAUUAUGUAAAUUUAUUAUUGAAUCGAGAAAUAGAGAAGGCUAUAAUGCAGUAUUUGAUUAACAUUGGCGUUGCUAUCCUUGUAUAUCAAUCAACAAAGCAGACAGUGGUAUCAUUUUCUACCUCUGCAACUUUGCCAGAUCGUUCUUCAACUAUGUAUAAAUAUUAUUAAUUUACAAAAUACUUCAUUUAAAUUAUAAAAAUUAAUUAUUGAAUCGACAGAUAGGAGGUUCAGAAAUCUGUUUGUAAUAUUCCUUGUAAAUAAUCCCUUAUAUGGAGAGAAACUUAUAUUCGAGGGUUUUUUAAAUUAAUAGAAAAUAAUGUACUGUACAUAUUAUAGUAAAUGGAUGUCAAUUAGAGUCCAAUUUUUGUGGAUGUUUAUUGUUGUGUUGUAUAAACCUUGUACUUAUUGUGCUGUAUUGUAUUGUAUUGUGUUUAAUUGGCUGGUUAUGUCAAAUUGUGAUGUUCUAUUGAGUCAUUAGCCUCAACAUAUUUUUAAAAGAUAAAUUCUAUUCUAUUCUUAUCUUUGUGUUCUCAUAAUGAUAAAUAACUUGUCACUUGUGUAUUAUGAAAUAUGUGUAAUAAUAAUGUAAUACUAUUUAUAUUAAAUUUGAAUAUUCUGUGUUGAAA
This is a messenger RNA of Nilaparvata lugens (brown planthopper), 1793 nucleotides long. RefSeq names its product oocyte zinc finger protein XlCOF20-like. The record is from RefSeq and is a predicted model, not a curated record. The transcript has a single exon. Bases 3 to 458 code for a protein of 151 amino acids. Lineage: Eukaryota; Metazoa; Arthropoda; Insecta; Hemiptera; Delphacidae. Gene Ontology annotation, molecular function: DNA-binding transcription factor activity, RNA polymerase II-specific; RNA polymerase II cis-regulatory region sequence-specific DNA binding. Gene Ontology annotation, biological process: regulation of transcription by RNA polymerase II.